Messenger RNA from Schistosoma rodhaini, 356 nucleotides. The record is from the annotation of a GenBank genome assembly. NCBI's taxonomy places the organism in Eukaryota, Metazoa, Platyhelminthes, Trematoda, Strigeidida, Schistosomatidae.
UAUUCAUGGAGGAAUAGUUAAGUACUCAUUAGGAAGUUAUGAAUAAGGUAGUCAGAGAUAUUGAAGGUGUAGAAGUUUAUCAAGAUGAUCUCAUUGUUCAUGGUGCUGAUAAAGUAGUUCAUGACCAAAGACUUAUUGCCUUAUUGCGUCGUUUAAUUGAGAAGAAUAUUAUAGUGAAUUCGAAUAAGUGUUCAUUUUGUGUAUCUAGUUUUGAAUGCCUUGGAUACCUAGUUGAUGGUAAUGGUUUUAGACCAGAUAUGAAACGACCAACCCCACUGAAAAAUGCACCGUCUUCAAAAAAAUCACAGAAUUACGUCUGUGGUGUGGUCUAUUUAUAUCCAUAUAAGUAGUAUAUG